UAUUUCGUAUUUGAUUUGAACAAGGCGUGGAUGUCUAAAAAAUAAAUAAAAUAGACAAGAAAAAAUGUAAAAAGGGAGAUGAAUAUUAAAGGAGUUUUCGUAGCUUUUUGUUUGAUAGCAUUUAAAAGUGGAAAUGGAAAAGAAAUUUGUCCAAGAAUGUGUAUUUGUGAUGUUUUUGAAGGAUAUAAAAGAGCAGAUUGUAGUGAGCAACAUCUUGCUUCACCUUACACAAACGUUGCAAAAAGUGUUGAAAUAUUAAAUUUAAGUGGAAAUGAGAUUACAACAAUAGACAAUGAAUGUCUUGUGAACUAUAAAGCUUUGGUAAAACUUUCAUUUGCUAAAAAUUCAAUUCAUACCAUUGAACUUUUUGCUUUUGAAUCAUUGGAGAAAUUAAAUUAUUUGGAUUUGUCUGAUAACAGGCUCGAAGUGAUUGAUAAUAGAAUAUUAGAAAGAAAUGAAAAGUUGACAUUUCUCGACCUUUCAAAAAACAAGUUUAUGUCAGUGGAGAAUCAACCAUUGAUUAUAUCGAGCAGUUUGGAAUUUUUAUCAUUACAAAAUUCUCAUCUUUCACAUGUUUUUGACUCAUUCUUUGAAGAAAUGUCAAAUCUUGUCGAUCUUGAUAUUUCAAACAAUUUGUUAAUAACUCUUGUGCCGUCAGCGUUUGAACCACUUGAAAGUCUACAAUUUAUUAACUUGGAAUACAAUCGAUUUUCAUGCGACUUUAGAAUCGAAAGCACUUUGCAGAUGUUCAAGCAACGAAAGGUUCAUGUUAAAAUUGACAAAUGUGUAAAAAAUUCGAAGAAACCAAUGUUUGAAAAGAUGAUUCUUCAUCCGGAUGUGAAAACGGAAAUGCCUCGUGAAGAUAUUGAAAUUGAUCUUGUGUGGGGAUCGUCAAAAGAUUACAGAAAACUUGAAAUGGAAAAUGAAAACAUUAAUAAAACGAAAACUUUUAAAGACUUUUAUGUAAAAAUAAAAAAUAAGAAUGAUGAUGCAUUAGAAGAAUUUUAUUGUGACGAUGAUGAACUGUUUCAAUCAACUUGCGAAUGUCAUCAAUAUUUUAUCAAAUAUUACGAAUUUGUAGAAGAAUGGAAAAAAAAAUGCACCAAAGCUAAUCAAAAGCAAAUUGAGCGACAAGUUGUAAGAGAUCAACUACUGAUUAAUAGUGAGUUAGAUACUAGAGUUCUUCAAACAAUAGCAGAACCUCAAAGAAACUCACCAGUUCCAGCAAUAAGAAAUGAAACAACAAAUUUAAUUGAAUCUAAUGAACAACGAAAUGUCAUCACACCGACACGAUCACCGGUACCAGCACCAAGAAACAUUCAAUAUAAUAUGACGCAUUCUGAAGACAAUAGAAUAAGAACUGAAGUUCCAGUGAGAAGCCGAAGUAGUAUCUCUUCUGAACGUGCUAAUACUGAGUUAUCUCCAACAGCACAAUUGAUUCAUCGCCUGUUCAGAAAUCGUGAUCAGAGUUUUCUUCCGGCUCGUUCCGAGCUUAUUCCAAUAAACCGCAAUGAUCAAAGAUCAUUUCCACACAGAUUUCAGCAAGGUCACGAUCUUCGUAUUACUGAAGACGCAAUCUACGCCGAGAUCCCCACUGCACCCAACCCACUUCCGAUCGAAUCUGAAGGAGAUGGCAGCAGUGAAUAUUUUUCAAUUGACAAUUCAAGUUUAAUUUUAAAUCCUGAUGAAAUAAGAGUUGAGAGUGGCACACCCCCACCUGCAUAUAGAUCAAUAUUUGAAGAUUACAAAUAA
Clunio marinus is the source of this 1752-nucleotide messenger RNA. The record is from the annotation of a GenBank genome assembly. Lineage: Eukaryota; Metazoa; Arthropoda; Insecta; Diptera; Chironomidae.